AAAUGUGCUUACCUUUGGGCUGCUUAAAGUUUUCUGUUUAGUUCUAAGCAUGGAUAAUACUAAUUGUAGGAGUAUCUUCGUUAAUUGGAACAAUCGUCAUAAAUGUCGAUCAGAGAUAAUAUUUAGACUAUUUAGAUGAAUUUACAAAUGUAAACCUAUAUUAUAAGUUAAGUCUAAACCUUCAGACGGAAUAUUAAUAGCAUUAUAUAUAUUUAGCAGUAUAUUAAUACUUUUUGGAAUUUGCGGAAUAAUAGGAGGAUGGAAAAGAAUUGGAACACUGCUAUUUUGCUUUAAUAUUGGAAAUUUCCUACUUGCGUUAGCUUUUCUGGGUCUUGCGAUUCUUGGAUUUAGUCUUGGAUAGUCAGCUCAUUGGAUAGAUAUAUUUUCAGGUAUAAAAUGCUUUAUAUAAUUUAAAGAUGAAUAAUGCUUCUAAUCAGAGUAUUUUACUGGAUCUGCUACUUUGAAUAAUGUAUAUGCCGAAGCCGAGGCUGUAUUUUGUAAAACAAUCUACCAAAAUGCUCCUGGUUGUCAAUGUUAUUAUACUGGAAGUAUGACAGAUAACACAUCUUAAUCAGUUCAAUUUUAUUCAAAUUCAAAUGCAGACUUAGUAUAUCAUUUAUACUAUUUAGCCCAUAAGGAUACAAUAAUGUUAAUAAUAUAAUGAUUAUAAAUCUGAUUACGAUGAGGAAGCAGAAUACUUAAAGUCUAUUGAAGAAUAAUUUUCUUGUUCAGGAUGGUGUCUUCCUUAUUAAAUUUAUAUUUUUUCAGAUGUUAAUGCAGGAACUCCAAAGUAAUUAGUUGUAAUCAUACUUAUAGAGAUAACUGCUAUGGGGCAAUAACAGGAUUUGCAAAAGACAUAUGUAUCUAUAUUGGCGCCGUAGCUGUUAGUGUAUGUUUCAUAAUGAUUUUAUGCAUAACAUGUGUAUUGUGUUUGUGCUUCCACCCAACUAAAAAAUAGGAAGGAAACUUCUAUUCUAGAAUGGCUCAUUAUGAUUGAUGUAAAAAUGAAUUUGUUUGAAAUAUCUAAUAAAUCAAUU
Paramecium octaurelia is the source of this 1037-nucleotide messenger RNA. The record is from the annotation of a GenBank genome assembly. Lineage: Eukaryota; Ciliophora; Oligohymenophorea; Peniculida; Parameciidae.